Thunnus maccoyii (southern bluefin tuna) is the source of this 6340-nucleotide messenger RNA. RefSeq names its product sodium/potassium/calcium exchanger 3-like. Gene Ontology annotation, cellular component: membrane. The record is from RefSeq and is a predicted model, not a curated record. NCBI's taxonomy places the organism in Eukaryota, Metazoa, Chordata, Actinopteri, Scombriformes, Scombridae. The transcript is spliced from 17 exons. Gene Ontology annotation, molecular function: calcium, potassium:sodium antiporter activity; calcium channel activity. Gene Ontology annotation, biological process: intracellular calcium ion homeostasis; calcium ion transmembrane transport. The coding region runs from base 1546 to 3318 and encodes 590 amino acids.
UGAAGUCUAAAGUUUUUUACAAAUAUUUUCAUUUUUACAGAAAUGCUAGCAAAAAAUUGCAUUGCACAUUAAUUAGGAAUUUGGUAAAAAGUUAAAAUUGUUUUAUAGCAGUGAGUUUAGUUCAGAAAGAUAUGUUCAUAUUAUAUAAAUGACUAUUGAGUGGGUGACAAUUCAUGCAAUUUGAUUGCAAACAUUCUGAAUUCAGAAACCUGUGUGAACUGGAUAUUUUGACAUACAGUAACUUGCUGGAAACCUUUAGUGAAAAAGUUUAGUUUUCCAACAGAAGACAUAUAUUGAGUUGUCCCAGUAGGAACAGCUCAGGUGUUACUAAUAACAACUAUUGAAUUGUCCUGGUAAGCCACAUAGUGUGAUGGUGAUCCAGUACACACAAUACCAGAACCCUGAACCUGAACCAGCUAAAUGGAAUUCAGUCAUCAUUAGUUUGAUCACUUAAACCUGUGAUUUUCCUGCUGUGACACAGCAGCAUGUUUUCUGUUAAAAAAUCCAACAAGCUUCAUUUUGGUUUAGAAUAGAAGAAAUAAUAUAUGAAAUAUUUUUAAAUCAGAAAAACAAAUGUCAAAAGUUACCAAAGAUGUUUGUGUACAACGUUAGGAUUUUAUUUACUUCUGAUUGAAGUUUUACUCAGAAAAUCUGUCCCAGCUGCUACAGCAAGUUGUCAUGUGACUUAAAUUAUUACAGUCACAUGUUGAUUCUUUCAUGUAUUAAUUCACAAGAGAUGGGUAAAAUAAACAGAUUAGCUUAUAGUUUAUCUCCUGUUGUGAAAACUGUCUUGGCCUCACCUCUUCCAGGCUUUACCUCAUUAGACCCUAAUUAGGAAGAGUGAUUAGUUAAGUUGGUGUUAACUGCAUAACCAAACCCUUUAUUUUUCAUUACAGCAAGCAAGACAGAUCAACCAUGACAACUUCAAGCAAUCCAGGCUGCAAGAAAGUCAGUUAUUGAUAACUUUUAAGACACAAAAUAGAUUUUAUUAUUCAUUUUUAUUGCUUGCAUGUUAAAGUGUGUCCAUGCCUCCAUGCCUUCCCAUGCUGCCAGUCUCUCCAGUCGCCCCACCCAGCUCAAGGCGCUCCCUGGUGGUCUUGUCUGUGACUCCAGGAAAACACCUCCUCCCGGAGUGAAAAACAUUAAAGAAGGGGAGGAGGGACCAGAUUUAGGACAGGAGGGAUGUGAGCACGGUCUGAAUCGAGGGAUAUUUUUAUAUAGGAGGAGCUGGCGGCUGACUCGUUGUCUGUGUUUCUGCUGGAGCUUUUAGUUUCUGGACGCGGAUGCUGCGUUGGAGCGGACUGACUGGUGCAGGAUGCUGAGAUGCUGAUGACAGGCCGAACCUCUUUGACAGAAUCCUGGAUCGUGGAUGGAGCCCAAAGCCAAAACAGCUGAAAGACGAUAAAUCAGAAAGAGAAAGCAACAGGCCAGUCGGAUCCAGUCUGUAAGCAGGAUAUCAUCAGGCCGGCGGUGUGUGAGGGAGCAGCGGCGGCGGCGGCGGCAUGUUCUGAGCGGGGAGCCCGGCGAGCGGCGGCGGCUGGCGGGAUGAAGGCGCCGAGGAGACCGAGGCAGACGCUGCUCCUCCCCCGGCUCUGCUUCUGCGGAGUCGGUCUGGUCGCAGCCGCCUGGAUCCUUCACUUCGAUGAUGUUACAGGCUCCCAUGGACCCACUGUGAAGGGUGGCAUCUCCUUUUCCAAGAGAGAGCUCAUCCAGCCGAAAGAUGACAACAAUCAGUCCAGGGACAGUAGAACUGCUAUCAGUGAGUUUCCUGAAGACAUCUUUACUCUGGAGCAGAGGAGGCAGGGAGCGGUACUCCUUCAUGUUCUCUGCGCUAUCUACAUGUUUCACGCGCUGGCCAUUGUGUGUGAUGUUUAUUUUGUGCCAUCGCUGGAAAAAGUAUCAGAGAACCUUCAACUCAGCCAGGAUGUUGCCGGGGCAACCUUCAUGGCAGCUGGGAGCUCCGCCCCCGAGCUCUUCACCUCUUUGAUUGGAGUGUUUAUCACGAAAGGAGACGUGGGUGUGGGAACUAUCGUGGGAUCGGCUGUGUUUAAUAUCCUGGUCAUCAUUGGCCUCUGUGGCAUCUUCUCCGGACAGCCGAUCUCUCUGAGCUGGUGGCCUCUGUUUCGUGACGCUGUCUUCUACAUCUUGUCCAUCUUGGUGCUUAUUCUGGUGAUCUAUGAUGAAAAAGUCCUGUGGUGGGAGACCAUCAUCCUGAUCUCUAUGUAUGGAAUCUACAUAAUCAUCAUGAAGUUCAACAGAUCUCUGUGCAGCCUGGUAGAAAGACACUGCAGCAUAGCAGGUCAGCCAUGUCUGAGCGGCCUGCGGCGGACGACUGCUGUCGGAAACAUUGGAGACUGUGACAACGACAUGGUGCCGCUGAAGCCAGACUCGUGCGUGGUGGCCGGUCAGGACUCCGGGGUUGUGAUGGUGGAUGAGCUGAUGAACCUGCACCCCCACCAGCUCUCCUUCUCAGAGAGGCAGAGGCUGAUCCGGGCUCGGGUCGGCCCUGAAGACGGGGGAGCCUUAGGGGAGGAGGGCGUGGGUGGUAGCGGGACGUGGGGGAGGGAGAACGGGACGGUGGCCGAGGGAGACAGGCCGCCGCUGGGGGGAGAGAGGGAGAGGGCUAAAGAGACGGGGCGAGAGACGGGAGGGGGAGCACAGCCUAAAGAGGAAGAGGAUGAGGAGGAGGAAGAGCAGGAGGAAGGAGAAGAGGAGAACACUCCUUUCAAACCUUUCAUCAUACCAGAUGGUUGGUGUGUGCGUGUGAAGUGGCUGCUCUCCUGGCCGGUGAGCGUCCUGCUUUACUACACCGUGCCCGACUGUAACCUGCCUCGGUGGGAGCGCUGGUACCUGCUCACCUUCCUGUCCUCCACGCUCUGGAUAGCCCUCUUCUCCUACCUCAUGGUCUGGAUGGUGACUAUAAUCAGCUACACACUUGGAAUCCCGGACGUCAUUAUGGGGAUCACCUUCCUGGCAGCCGGCACCAGUGUCCCUGACUGCAUGGCCAGCCUCAUCGUCGCCCGGCAAGGCUUGGGUGACAUGGCCGUGUCCAACUCCAUCGGCAGUAAUAUCUUUGAUGUGCUGCUGGGUCUUGGCUUCCCCUGGGCACUGAGGACUCUCAUUGUCAGCUACGGAUCAGUGGUGACAAUCAACAGCAAAGGUCUGGUGUACUCAGUGAUCCUGCUGUUGGCCUCAGUCACACUGACUGUCCUGUGCGUCCAUCUGAACCGCUGGAAGCUGGACCGCAGGUUGGGACUCUGUCUCCUGCUGCUGUACGCCAUCUUCCUCCUCUGCUCCAUCGGCUUUGAGAGACUGUAGAGGACACACACACACUCACACUCGCACACACACACACAUACAUACACAGUCGUACAAAUGGUGUAUGGUAAAACACACGGACUUAUAGAAGUAGUCCAACUUGUUUUCCACUUUUCACUGCUGCCAUUAUUAAUCAAGUGUGACAGACAGGUGAGUUUCAUUUCAUUUCACGGUGGCUGUACAUGUUUGAGCUGCCCGAGAUCUACAUUGUUUACCUUUGAUAAAUGAGUAUUUUACAUAGUUUUGUACCGAGCACCUCCAGCCCAGAUUUUACACCCAACUGUUAAUGCACUGUAUCUCACAACAAAUUUAUAAAACACUGGAUUUGUAUUCUACCUACAGUACUAUCUUUGCACCACAAGGUGUUAUUCUGAAACCAAGAAAAAAUCCCAAAAGUGUAUUCGUUUACUAUUACUGUAACUGCCACAAGUAACCUCAAAGACCAGAUGAUUAUACAUGUAAGUUUCUAUAGUUGCUUCUUAGUCAGUGCAGUUAUUUUAUGUAUAGUUUAAUGUCAAGUUUUCAUCACGCCUUUGUGUGUAUUGGUGUGUAUUUUCCUGGCAUAGCAUGGCUGAUCAUCACGCUCCAGAUAAUUGCACUAAGCCACUGUUGUCUUGGCCUUGUACAUAACGUAGGCCCCCUCUUUCCUAAAAGCUUCUCAGCACAGAGGUCAUGUUUUUGUGCUGGAACGGAGGCGAUUGUACGCUACGAGGUGUUUUUUGAAUGUUUGUGUUUGGCGAGAGUCCCUGGGUGUAAGUUGUUGAGUGCAAUAAAACGCUGUGUCCUGUGAGAUUUCUCCUGUACUUUUCACACGGCUGCUCUAACUGAUGAUCUUUUUGAAAUUUGCCCCACUUGCACUUGAAUUUAACGUGGUAAAUUUGACAAGAAUCAGACAAGACGCACGUUAGGAAUCGAUCCAAAGUAGCGUGGAUUUCAACAGAGGGGUGUUAUGUUUUUUUAUCUGCUGAACUCCAAACAGUGUCUGCAUUUACUCCAUCAAAUGUAUCAUCAAUUACAUGAUUAAACCAAAGGAAAGCAAAAAAGAUGCAUGAUGUGUUAAAACUAUACUUAAAAGAAGCACAUUUCAGUAUCUUUUAUAAAGUUGUAUAGUUAAGCGAGACAUCUCGUCCAUUAGGUUUUCAGUGCAGCUAGUCACUACAAUAGCUAUUUCAUAGACAAAACACAUUUUCAACAAGAGUGGAGGAGCUAAUCACAGAGACAUGCUGCUGUAGUAAUAAGACAUGUUGACUCUGGCCUCAGUGGUUGGGAAGUAUUGUCAUAAACAUAAAGGAUGAUGACUGAAAUAACUUAGUUAAACAAAUUCAGCCUAUUCUUCCACUGAGAUUAACCAUAUAUUGAUAAAACAAAACAGUCCAGACAGUAUUUACUCCUCAUAUUAACAGAAAACUCCACCUCAAUCUAAAUUGCAGCUCUCAGAUCAUGUUUGAGCCACGUCUGAGCUCUUUUGUGGAUGAACUAAUGGUGAAACAACACACAGCUUUUAUUUAACAUUUAGUAGAAACAUCCAGUUACGUUUGAACCCCUAAACCUUGGGCACUAUGUGUUAAAAGGGUUUUAUCUCCUCACAGUUCUUUCCAUGUUAAUAUAAACCUACUCAAAUUAAAGCUGAGGCUUGGCUCUUCAAUUUAGUAUCCAUAUUUUUAUUUCAAACUGAAUGUGCUGAAGGACAAAAAAUGUCACUUACAGUCUGGACUGUAUUUCUCUGGAAUUUACUGCUUUAGUUGUAGUUGUAGAAAACAAGCAGUAAAAAAACAAAUUGUGAAGGAUAAUAGUAAGAUAGGUUUCACAUGAAGCAGGAUUAUGGAUGAGACACAGACCAACAAGGUCUAAGUCAGAAUCACAGUUGAAGAUGAGGUCUGGUUGUACCUGCUGCACUUCAGCACCACGGACAGCUCCACAGCCUGGCUAAAGAGAAGGGAGCUGUCCAAGUGCUGAAGCCAGGAAACACACACACCACUAAUAAACUGAGGUUUUUCUUGUGUUUUGUGGCUCAUUUGAUCUUUCUCUCUAUCAAACCAACAUAUUUAAAGCAGGUCAUAAGCACCACAUCCGCUGAUCAAAACAAAAAUUUCUGUUUAACUUUACUGAAUGCUGAAAAACAACAAUGGACACAAGAUUCAAAUUCAAAGUGAUUUUUAUUUCAGUCAGGCUAAAUCGGCUUCAUUACCAAAGAAAUGUAAAAAAUAAAAAUAGUACAACAAAGUACAUCAUUUUACAAAUACUCAUAAUGGAGGUCGGACAUAUCAGAAUAAUCAAAUAAAUUCAAACAUGUCACAGUCAUAACAAAAAUAGAAAAAGUCAAUACAGUACAUAGAAUGCAUUAGGAGCUAUAUACUUGAAGUGUUUGCUAUACCAUAGACUUUACAAAAUUCUACUAGAAAAAACUCCCAAUACCAAUGACAUAACAGGUUAUAUAAAAUGUAAAAAAAAAAAAAAAACAACCAAAAAAAAAACCAACUGAUGUGUGUGUGCAUUCAUACAGGUGCAAUCUGCAUGCAAAUCUGCCUCAGUGUGACGAAUGAUAAAAGCAGCUACAGUUUGUCAUCGACUGUGUGUGUGUGUGUGAUCAGUUUGACAGCGGCUGUUUAAGAAAUGACUCGUUUGAAGGUUGACGUCGCUGCCAAACUGGUUUCUAAAAACGCUAGCACAAAAGACAUCUCUGAGAAAAAGGAAUGCGCCUUCAUGGUUACAACUUUCAUAUAUUGAACACACAGCAGGCUAAAAUAUGGAACCAGUAUCAGUUUCCCCCGAUAAGAACAGCAUUAUCUAACUUCUCAAAAAAAAAAAUCUUGUUUUUCCCAUAUAAGACAAUGUAGCUCUGUCGGAUGAGGAAAUAAUGUAGAAAAUGUGAUGAAUGUUUUAGUCUCAUGAGCUCAACCGACUUACAGUGUAUGCUCAGUGUUGUAGUGUUUCGUUAAAUAACGGAAUCAGCAAUUAAAAGAUGGUUAAAGUAGCAAGGCCAAAGAUUUUGUGCUACCAGCUUAACGAGUCGAAGCCAAAA